AUGAAAUCUCCAGCAAAUCAUUCUAAGUAUAACAAGCAUUCUCCUAGAUCAAAUGAUAAUCAUGAUAAAAGCUCAACAAAACAUAUAGAAGGUUCAAGAUCAUCAAGUCGAAGUCCAGAGACAAAAAGAAAAUGUGGAGAAAUGAGGGGAAGAGGUGAAAAGAAUCUAGAAAUGAAGACAUGGGUUGGGCGAUCACCAGAAUCAAUAACACAUGAUGAUGAUGUAUUUGUUUGGAAAAAAAAAUAUGCUCAAGAUGGUAAGAAAUAUUCAGAAAAAGAGUUAAGAGAAAAAGCUGAACAAUGUCGAAGAGAAAAUAAUCAAGAAAUUGAAGAAUUAAGGAGAAAACGAAUGAAACGUGAAAAAGAACGUGAGGCACGUGAAAAUGAUCUUAGAAAAAAAAAGAAUGAUGAAUGUUUCUUUUCUUCAAAAGAAGAAGAGAAAUUUGCAUUAAAACAGGCACGACUUCGACUUAUGACUCGUUUACAAAAUGGAAAUCCAUGUCCUAUUGAUUAUUUAGCUCGUCUUAUAUUUUGGGAUCAACGAGAUUUUGAAGAACUCGAUAUUACUACUUUUCAAGAUCCGAUGGGGGUUUUAAAAAAUCUUAACAUUGAUCAACUAGAAGAUGUAAUAGAAGAUGUAAAAAUAUGUAAAUUAAUUGACAAUAAUGAAAAUCCAGUCUAUUGGAACGAUAUAGAUGUUGUCGCCAAGCAUUUUCUUAAAAAAAAUACCACUAAUGAAGAGAAUAUUAAUGAUGUUGUACAGAAGAAUAUUAUUAGUACAUUUAGCGAUAAAAAUUUAAAACAACUUUUAGAAAUGGAAAAACAAUUAACAAAAAAAGUUCAAGAUAAAAAUUGUACAAAUCCAGAUUUUUGGUACACAGUUAUAGGACGAUUAAAUUAUUCUAUUGCAAAACUAAGAUUAAAAGAUAUUUAUACAAGUAUUAUGAAAAAACAAGUUGAAAAAAUUAAAAAAAUACAAGAAAAUGAACUUUGUAAAGAUGAGGACGCUGAAAUUAAUAUGUCAGAAGUUUUAUCAAAUCUUACAUUUGCAGAAGUUCAUCAAUUAAAUGAAAAAAUACCAUUUGAUAUUACAGAAUUAAUAGGCGAAGACAAAGAUAAAGUUAAUAGGUUAUGGAAAGUUUUGAAUAGAAAACAAACACUUUUUGCUGCAAUUAAAUUAUAUGAACUUUAUAAUUUUCAGCCUUGUGUUGUUAAUGAGUUAUCAGUCAUUCCAAAUAUUCCAGUUAUUGAAGAAAAUAAAUUUUAUGAUGAAAUUAAAUCUAAGCAAAAAGUUCAAAGUAGUAUUAAUGAAAACAAUAUGUCAAACAAUGAAGAUUUUGAAGUAAAAGAUGAAGACUUUGAUGAUGAAAUUGAUUUAGGUAAUAAAGCAAUCUCUUGGACUGAUAAAUCAGUUCAGGCAAAGAAACCAAAAUACACAAAUAUUGUUAGAACAGGUUAUGACUGGAAUCGUUAUAACAGAACUCAUUUCACGUUUGAAGAUCCUCCACCAAAAAUUGUUCAAGGCUAUCGCUUUACAAUUAUGUAUGAUGAAUUAUUAGAUCCAACUAAAACUCCACAAUUUACAGUUGUUCCAGAUCCAAAUGAUGAAGAAUUUGCUACAAUUACAUUUAAAGCCGGCCCUCCAUAUAUGGAUAUAGCUUUCAAAAUUGUUAAUAGAGAAUGGCAGGUAUUACACAAAAAAGGAUUUGAAGCUAAAUUUUCAAAAGGAAUUUUCCGUCUUUCAUUUUUCUUCAAAAAAUAUCGUUACAGACGUUAA
Molecule: messenger RNA, 1776 nt
Organism: Strongyloides ratti
Lineage: Eukaryota; Metazoa; Nematoda; Chromadorea; Rhabditida; Strongyloididae
Product: Cactin
Exons: 2
Coding region: 1-1776 (591 amino acids)
Biological process (GO): mRNA cis splicing, via spliceosome
Cellular component (GO): spliceosomal complex; cytoplasm
Molecular function (GO): protein binding
Source: RefSeq, a predicted model, not a curated record